This is a messenger RNA of Epinephelus lanceolatus (giant grouper), 1215 nucleotides long. Lineage: Eukaryota; Metazoa; Chordata; Actinopteri; Perciformes; Serranidae. The record is from RefSeq and is a predicted model, not a curated record.
ACUGGAACUGUUGUGUCCUCACUCUUUGUCUCAGAGGACACGUCUUUGUGUUUCUGUAUCAGAGUCCACGUUGCCGGUCUGAAUAAAGGUGGGAUGGACACGUUCAUCGACAACCUGCCCGGUUUCCCUGACAACAUCCGCCCGAGCUCGACCGGAGGUUACUGGGUGGCCAUGUCGGCGGUGCGGCCCAACCCCGGCUUCUCCAUGCUGGACUUCCUGUCCCAGAGACCCUGGAUCAAGAAACUCAUCUUCAAGCUCUUCAGUCAGGACGUCCUGGUGAAGUUCGUCCCUCGGUACAGCCUGGUGGCGGAGCUCCAUGAAGGUGGCGUCUGCACACGGAGCUUCCACGACCCCAACGGCCUGGUGGUGGCUUACGUCAGUGAAGUCCACGAGCAUGAUGGGAGCCUGUACAUGGGCUCCUUCCGCUCACCGUACAUCGCCAAACUUGACCUGCGCAAGGUCUAAAGACAAUAAAGACCAAUUGACUGAUGGAUGUACAGACGGACAUGUGUGACUUAGUAAGAAGUCUGAAACCGCGACGUGGUGUUCUUCUUUAACAGUGAUGUCAUGAUGCACCAGGAGGUAAAUGAAAACCUGUCACAGGUGUGUUGUCAGACUCGGGCGGCGGUCAGUCUGGGAUUUUGUUCCAGAGUGAAAGUUCUCGACACACAUGAGAGAUUACCCUGAAAUUCAAACACUGUGUCUCCAGAAGGUGAACCCAAGGGACGCUGCCGACAGGACAGCCUGGUAACCAUAGUGACAGUCUGACAUCAUGUUUGUGUUAGACUUUUUCGUUUUGCAGACAUCAUGGAGCGUGAUCAGGCUGGGUAUAGAAAUUUUAUAUCUUCUUUGGUACUAAAUGUGUCUGUAGCUCAGAGUUUAAAAUCAGGUUCUGAUAAUUGACAUCAAAUUUCCGAAACAUGAUUUUGUUGACUUCCUGAUUUAAAUCUUAAUUUAUCCAGUUUUGGUUUUCGCUUGGCGUCUCGUCAGACAUUUAACAGCUGAUUUGGUUCAAUAAAUAAAAUGUGUUGGUGGGAAAACAUGAGUGAGGAAUAAAAAAAGUUUUGGUAUCGACCCUUUCAGGGCUGACAUCACGAUGACAUCACAAUGACAUCAUGUUAUCAGCUGGAGGUGCAGCUGCCUCUCCCCCACAGGGCUGUAGGCUCCACAGGAGUGUUAAAAUGUGUUUGUCUUGUUGUGUUAUUGGGAGCCAGA